AUUUUUUCUAAUUUAUCGAUAGUGAUAACAAUAUCCAUGAAAAAAUUCCGAAACGAAGGUUCGAAUGAAAUGUCAUAAGGCGUUGCAUCUUCUUCGUUAGAAUCCAGUAACCACGAUUUUAAAUUUGCUGACUUUUGCAAUUGUCGACUCUCGCUUUAUACAAAAUUUAUGUUUUAUCUCACUGCGUAACAGUGUUUCGAUAAUAAUACAAUUUUAGUCUAUGUUUAGCUAAGAGCAAAUAACUGAAUAGAGCGAAUAACAAAAGGUUCCAUCUGUAUACUAUGAUUUAAUUCCGGAGAAAUAUUUGACGAUCGUGUGGCUCAUUCCUAUACAUUUUGUGUAAAAUUCUAUUAAGUAAACGUUCCGGGUGGUAGGGAUAAAAGGUGAACUCGUUGUUUACACAACGAAGCUGACGAUCGUCAGCGAGAGUUAAGUCAGCAGUCACACAGAUCCAGUCCGUUUUUCAUUGACCGACUUACAUGCGUAAACUAUUGUUUGAGACUAUAUGAGCAUUUUGUAAUGUUUCGAAAACUCGAUUUAUGUAAAAACCUAGCUCAGUUUGAAAAGAAUUAUCCACUUGGGGCGUGGAAUAUGAUUACCACAAGCGACUUUUAAUAAUGAUAUUUACACUGCAGGGUCAUCCCUAGCAAUGGUGGUAAAAAAUAUUGCAGUAUCUGUAUUCGGAGUAGAGUACCUGAAAUCCCAUAGUGUUAAAGGCAAGGCUUCGAACAAAACCAAAAGUAUCCCACGACCAGCUAUCGAUCCCACAAAAGCUCUCGCUAUACGAGAUAUUUUUGAAUACUACUUGAAAAAUGAAAAAAACAUGACUGGUCAGGCAUUGAUGAUAGAAGUCGAUUCAUAUGAAGAAUCCAUUCGUCAAAAAAUAUCUGACCUCAUCCGGCCACCAAGACAAACAAACAAAGAUCUUAAAAAAAAGGAAGCGAUUCAAAAACAUAUUACGAAAAAAACUUCUGAACUCAAUAAAUCAACCAAUAUCGAUAAUACCAAUCCCAAUAUCCACGAUAAUCUACCAACUGGCUUGGAAAAAUCGCCGGUAGGAGAGGUGAGCUCUUCAGAAAGUUCCUCAGAAGAAUCUGAUGAGGAAUCGAACUCUGCUGGUGAAGACUCCAUGGAACAGGAAAAAAAAUAAUAAAAAAAAUACUAAAUCUAAUUAUUUUUUUAUCUUAUUGUAAUACAAGUUAAAUUUUAAA
Cotesia glomerata is the source of this 1211-nucleotide messenger RNA. RefSeq lists its product as uncharacterized. Gene Ontology annotation, molecular function: DNA binding. Bases 650 to 1150 code for a protein of 166 amino acids. The transcript has 4 exons. The record is from RefSeq and is a predicted model, not a curated record. NCBI's taxonomy places the organism in Eukaryota, Metazoa, Arthropoda, Insecta, Hymenoptera, Braconidae.